Helianthus annuus (common sunflower) is the source of this 816-nucleotide messenger RNA. RefSeq names its product probable E3 ubiquitin-protein ligase bre1. The record is from RefSeq and is a predicted model, not a curated record. Lineage: Eukaryota; Viridiplantae; Streptophyta; Magnoliopsida; Asterales; Asteraceae. The transcript has 3 exons. Bases 1 to 816 code for a protein of 271 amino acids.
AUGGCGUCGUCGAGAGAUAAUUUGAAGGUUUACAUUCGAGUUACUCAAAACAAAUCAGUCUCUGAAAACCCUAAAUCAUCAAAGAAGCUAAAAACAUCAACAGCUGAAGAGAACAUUGAUGAACAAGAAAAUAUUAGCCGAAAAUCAACAAUCAAACAACAAAGAACUAGAAAACGCAAAGAUAUUUCAGACAAUGUUAAAAAACAAGAGGAAAAACAACAACAGGAAAAACAAAAAAGGCGAAGAAAGAAAGUGGUGAUAGAAUCAUCAGAAGAAACAGUUUCUGAUUCAAUGAAUGAAAAAUCUAGUCGAGCAAUUGUUCUGCAUACUUCCAAUCAACAACAAGUAAAUUCAGAUGAUGAUUUUGUUGAUCCACAACCAAGAGUUAACCUGACAAAAAAUCAAAAGAAGGAAAAGGCAGAAUCAAAACCAAAGAGAUCACAGAGGAAAGAUAAAACAAAAGAACAACCAGAACAACAACCAUAUUAUGAUUACGACGGAAAAAAAAUUAACAUUAGAUGUGCAGUCAAUAAUCUAAAAGAUUAUAUUGAAGGUUUGUCAAAAGAGCAAAGGAAUGUUGUUAGAGAAAUAGGGUUUGAGAGCAUACUAAAAUUCAAGCUGCAUUCAGUUCCACGGAAAUUCGGUUAUUGGCUGGUAAAAAACUUUGAUGCUGAAAAUGAUGAGAUAAAUAUUGGAGAUGAAAAGAUUAAGAUCACAGCUGAAUUCAUCCAAAAGGUAUUUCAAAUACCAAAUGGAAAAACAGAGAUUGUGGAAAAACUGAGACCAAAAGACACUGAUCUUAUAAUUAAAUUCUGA